Trichoplax adhaerens is the source of this 1527-nucleotide messenger RNA. RefSeq lists its product as uncharacterized. The record is from RefSeq and is a predicted model, not a curated record. The transcript is spliced from 15 exons. Gene Ontology annotation, biological process: protein insertion into mitochondrial outer membrane; mitochondrial respiratory chain complex assembly. NCBI's taxonomy places the organism in Eukaryota, Metazoa, Placozoa, Uniplacotomia, Trichoplacea, Trichoplacidae. Bases 1 to 1527 code for a protein of 508 amino acids. Gene Ontology annotation, cellular component: SAM complex; outer membrane.
AUGGUCACUAUGGUAAAUUUGAAGCUAAAAUUGAAUCUACAUAUAAAGUAUAAGAAUGCAUUCGAUUUCUUCUUGGGUAAAAUGCCCAAUCAAGUACUCGUAAGUUAUCCAAGUCCAGUCUACAAAAACUUACAGUAUUUCUACUUAGUUCCACUUUCAACAAGGUUGAAAAAUACUCAUGUUGAUACUAUAGUUGAUACUCUCCAGGAAACAACCGGUAAAGGGUCAUCGAUGCAGGGAGCAGAGAAUGAGAAGAGAGGUGCUACACGUUUGACAAAAUUAACUGAUUGCAUUAUGUACUUUUUAUCCUCUAUAUCAUCUGCUUUACUCUAUUUUGGGGUUAUUAUAAUCAAAUCUGCUGAACAGCAAUUAAAAAAUAAGAAGAUCAAAGUUCACAAUAUCAACAUAGAUGGACUACGUGUAACUAGAACUGAUUUAGUACAACCUAAAAUCCACAACGUAUUUGAAGCUGCCACGUUUGAAGAGCUUGUAAAGGAGAUGUAUCUAUCUAAAAAUUAUCUGGAAGACCUAGAUAUUUUUCAUCCGGUCAAUGUCUUUAUUGAUGCUGCUUCAGAUAAGAAAGCUGAUCCGAUAGAAUUAGAUGUUACUUUUCGAGUAAGGGAAUUGAGCCGUUUUUCCGCUCAGUUCAAGACUGAAGUUGGAAAUCAGGAUAGCCGCUUGGUUAUUGGUGGCAAGCUUAGAAACCUCUUUGGACGUGCUGAAGAAUUAAUGGGCAGUAUUGCAUACGGUGCAAAGAAAUCCACAACAUUGCAGAUUAUUACAGAAUUUGGUGCUCAUAGCUUACAUUUCGAUAGUGUAUGGAGAGAGAUUCAGUGCUUAUCAGAUCGAUCAUCCUGGGCUGUACGGGAGGAGUCUGGUCAUUCUUUAAAAUGUUCUAUAAAGCAUGCUUUCAUGCGAGAUACUAGAGAUCAUAGCGUCUCCCCGACCACUGGUCAUUUCAUAAGAUUUGAACAGGAACACGCAGGCCUGGGAAGUCUAGGGGAUACUAAAUUUCAUAGAUUUUUCUUGGAAUGUCAAUAUAACAAAACUUUGCCUUACAACAUAGUCUUUUCUUCUUCCCUAAAUCUUGGACUGUUAGCUUCGGAUGGCCAAUCUAAAAUAAGUGAUAGGUUUUUCCUAGGUGGUCCUUUAUCAAUUCGCGGAUUUCAGAUGAGAGGCAUUGGACCACAUAGUGAAGGCGAUUCCAUCGGUGGCAAUGCACUAUGGGCAUCAGGAUUACAUCUAAUAUCUCCAUUGCCAUUCAAACCGCUUCAAGGUGGAUUUGGUGAACGACUCAGAACACACUUAUUUGUGAAUGCAGGAAAUCUUGGUCAUAUACGCUCAUCUGCUAUCCGCGACUCUACAGAAGAAUUAAUUCGGGGGUAUCGCUGGAGUUACGGUAUUGGAUUGCUGGUUAAAUUAGGUGUUGCACAGUUAGAACUAAACUAUUGCGUACCUUGCAGAGCUCACGCCACUGAUAGAAUUAGUCCAGGUUUUCAAUUCGGUGUUGGGUUAAGCUUUCUUUAA